CCCGCUGAUCACGAAGUUCUAGUCAGCUGCGGUAAAUCAUUCGUGUUGGUGAAAAACGAGCUGUAAGAAACAAAUUGACGGCUUCCAAAUUGUAGCUGCGAGUAGUUAAAAAUGGCGAGGUACCUGAGACCGCCUAAUACAUCUCUCUUCGUUAGAAACAUCGCCGACGAGUCCAGGCCAGAGGAUUUACGACGUGAGUUUGGUCGUUAUGGACCUAUUGUAGAUGUCUACAUUCCACUUGACUUCUAUACACGGCGGACAAGAGGAUUUGCUUACAUUCAGUUUGAAGAUGUGCGAGAUGCAGAGGACGCUCUUCACAACCUGGACCGUAAAUGGGUUUGUGGGCGUCAGAUCGAGAUCCAGUUUGCCCAGGGAGACAGAAAGACCCCUAGCCAGAUGAAAUCCAAGGAGCGCCACUCCCCCCGCAGUUUCUCCCGCUAUGACGAUGAUCGGGAUAGCCGCCGAAGACGGUCCCGGAGCCGCAGCUAUGAUCGACACAGGUCCCGAAGCCCCUCCUAUGAGCGCCGUCCUCGGAGGUCAGAGAGCCCCAGAGACUCCCGGUCAUACAGUCGGCACAGACGGAGCCGAAGCCAUGAAAAUGACAAGUAUAGAGGUCUUCCCCGUGACCACCAGAGGACACACCAUGAACCCGGCUCACGAAGCCACUCUGCAUCACACUCCCCUUCACCCUCCAGAUCCAGGCCUAAAGGUAAAAAGAGCCAGUCCAGGUCCCACAGCCCAGCUGAAGACUUCCACCCAGCCUCCAGCUCCCAGAAACAGCCUGUGGGAAGAUCUCCAUCCCGCUCCUACUCUAGAUCCAUGUCCCGGUCACGCUCUCGCUCCAGGUCCUGGGCUGGACGAAAGUCUGGAGGUCACUGACUAUCUGUUCCUCCAAAGCUCUAUUAAUCUGUAUUCAAGGAUGUUUUUCAGCUUUCGACUAUGAUAAUUAGAGUGCUCUGCUCUAUGUUUGCAUUUGUUAUCAUCAUAUUAUGGAGGAGACUGUUGCCAAAUGGAAGAGCGCAGCAAAAAUAUUUUUUUAGCACCGUGAAAGGUUUUUGUUCUAAAGUGAAUGAUGAAAAGCACAGUUGAUCCCUGGUUAGUUUGUCCAGGUUUUU
Messenger RNA from Chelmon rostratus (copperband butterflyfish), 1115 nucleotides. RefSeq names its product serine and arginine rich splicing factor 10a (gene srsf10a). The transcript is spliced from 6 exons. The coding region runs from base 112 to 879 and encodes 255 amino acids. Gene Ontology annotation, molecular function: RNA binding. The record is from RefSeq and is a predicted model, not a curated record. Lineage: Eukaryota; Metazoa; Chordata; Actinopteri; Chaetodontiformes; Chaetodontidae.